This is a messenger RNA of Tremella mesenterica DSM 1558, 707 nucleotides long. RefSeq lists its product as uncharacterized. Gene Ontology annotation, molecular function: structural constituent of chromatin; DNA binding; protein heterodimerization activity. The transcript is spliced from 7 exons. Bases 112 to 525 code for a protein of 137 amino acids. NCBI's taxonomy places the organism in Eukaryota, Fungi, Basidiomycota, Tremellomycetes, Tremellales, Tremellaceae. The record is from RefSeq and is a predicted model, not a curated record. Gene Ontology annotation, cellular component: nucleosome.
CUCGAGGACAAAAAGCGGUCUGUUUCUUCCCCCUCUUCCUCUCUUUUCACAUCACAUCUUCAUCGUUACAUCUUCCAUCGAGAGACCUUUUUCGAUCGAUUAUCAUACAACAUGGCUCGUACCAAGCAAACCGCCCGCAAGUCGACCGGUGGUAAAGCCCCGAGGAAGCAGCUCGCCACCAAGGCUGCUCGUAAGUACCCAGAGGCAGCUACCGGUGGUGUCAAGAAGCCCCACAGGUACAAGCCUGGUACCGUCGCCCUCCGUGAAAUCCGGCGUUACCAGAAGUCUACCGAGCUUUUGAUCCGCAAGUUGCCCUUCCAGCGUCUCGUCCGUGAGAUUGCACAGGACUUCAAGACUGACCUUCGUUUCCAGAGUAGCGCCAUUGGAGCUCUUCAGGAGGCUAGUGAGGCAUACCUCGUGUCUCUCUUCGAGGACACUAACCUUGCCGCCAUUCACGCUAAACGUGUUACUAUCCAGCCGAAGGAUCUUCAUCUCGCUCGUCGUCUUCGUGGCGAGAGGACCUAAGCUGUUCUGCGACCAAUGCCCUGCUUCUGCAGCAUUCUCGCUGUGUGAAUGAAAAUCAGAUUAUCAGUCUGGGAGAAAUUUCGUACUUGCGCUACCUCGUAGUUGCCUUUUUUCAGCUUUCGUUGUUAAAUGUACCCGAGCCACUUAUUGGCCCGAGAUGAAUGAGUUUCAAUCGUUAUUGA